GUUGGACAUUACCUCACUCUGAGCGCUUUCUGGGGGGGAGAAACGAGCGAGUAAUUAGCUGAUUAGAGGCCCGUCAGAGCAGCUCAGGCUUCAGCCAAUCCCAGCUCACAGCGGCCUUCAGGGGUGGAGGAGGACGGCUGAUGGAGAGAGACGCACACCUUCGUGGUUUGUGAUGGUGCAGAGUGACAUGUAUGAGGAGAAUGUAAAGAAAGUGGCGCAGGAAUGCACACGCCAACGAUAGUAAUUUAGAAACUGCUAGAAAAAAGUAUAUAUUUUCUAGAUAUAACAGUCGUUAAUAGAAGUUGGUAAUGUGUCAGUGCUUCUUUUCGAACCGCACAUGAUCAUUUCCAGGUCGGUUUUUAACGAAAAACUUAAGGAAAACAUAUGAGUUUGUAACCGAAGAGGCUCCGCUGUCUGCGCUCUGACGCACGGCACAGGUGCGCACCGGCCACGCGUUCAUUCCUUCACGACUCUGCAGUGUCGCGCCUUUGGGUGAAGCCACCGUCAUGGAGAAAUCAAAAAACUUCAGAAUUGACGCCCUGCUCGCAGACGAGACCCACCGGGGCGGCCGGGACCUGUCCCCGGGUCUGAGCAGCGACAGCCCCGCGGGCAGCCCGGUCUCCUGCCGCCGUGCGGACACCCCGUCUCCGCGGGCCGUUCAACUCCAGACCGGACUAAUCCCCAAACCGAGUGUCCUGAAUCUCACCCAUCCGGGACUCGCUUCGCUGCCUCAGGGGGCGAUUCCCGGCAUGUACCCUGCGCCCAUGUACCCGCUAUCUGCGCUGGGUGGGCAGCACCCCGCGUUCGCCUACACCGGUUUUACGCAGCUAACGCAGACCUACCCGGAGCACCUGAAGGCGGCUGCCAUGGCUGGAUCUCUGCCCCUGGAGCACUGGAUCCGCGCCGGGAUCAUGAUGCCACGACUGCCAGAUUACAGCUCUGGCCCUCAGUCUGGCCUGUUGGGGAAAUGCCGGAGGCCCCGCACCGCCUUCACCAGCCAGCAGCUCCUGGAGCUGGAGAACCAGUUCAAACUGAACAAAUACCUCUCCAGACCCAAACGAUUUGAAGUGGCCACCUCGCUCAUGCUGACGGAGACACAGGUCAAGAUCUGGUUCCAAAAUCGUAGGAUGAAGUGGAAACGCAGCCGGAAGGCGAAGGAGCAGGCAACGGCCUCCAGCCAGUCUGAGACGGAGCGACUACGCAGCGGAGGAAAAACAGCCACCGACAAAUCGGAGAGCAGACGAGCCACGACUCCGGACGACAGAGGGAUGGAUCUGGGCUUGGAGGAUGGAGAGGAGGAGGAAGAAGAGGAGGAGGACGAGGAGGAAGAAGAAGAGGAGGAAGCCCAGCACGGUUUUCCAGUUGCUAUGGGCAACAGAGUUGGGAUGCCGCGAUCCACGGACUUCUUGAAGCACAGCAACGAUGUGGGCUACAAUCCCCACAGCCCUUUCUCUGAUGAUGAGCUGGAGGGAGUGCAAGUGGGCGGAGGGGACAGGAAGAUUGGAGCAGGACUGUGAAAAAAAACACCCAGAGAACACUGAUUUCCUGAGUGUUCCAGAGACAUCCCACCAGGAAAGUGUUUGUGGUCACUAGAGAAGGCAGUUUCCAAACCUACAGAUCUUUGUCUGGUUUGUUCUGUGAAUGUUUUUCCCAUCUGGACAUUUGUUGGGAUCACUAAUAAGCAGACACAAACACAGCAGGGGUGUCAAACUCAUCUUAGUUCAGGUUCCACAUUCAGCCCAAUUUGAUCUCAAAUGAGCCGGACCAGUAAAAUCACAGCCUAAUAACCUAUAAAUAAUAAUAACUUAAAAUAUUUCCCUUUGUUUUAGUGAAGAAAAGUACAUCCUAAAAAUAUUCAUAUUUAUGGAACUAUCUUUUUACUAAACAUUAUGAACAACUUGAAAUUUCUGAAGAAAAAUUAAUUCAAUUUCAAAAACAUUAUGCCUCAGUUUAUCAUUUACACAUUACAACUUACAGAUCACAACCUACACAUUUAGUCACAGUCAACAUUUAGUCUGGAACUGAAUGAUAUAGUAUUUUUCUUUUUUAAAAAAAGACAUUAAACAACAGAAACAAGACAAAAUAUUGCAAAAGUGAUACACAAAAUGACAACAGUGAGAAACAAAAUUGCAACAAUGAGACAAAAAAUUUACAAGGUGACAAAAAAAUGAACAAAUGAGAUAAAAAUGGCAAAAGCGUGAAACAAAACAGCAAAAACACAAAACAAUGAAUAAAGCAAAACACAAAAUGACAACCAUGAGACAAAAAAACACAAGCGAGACAAAAAGAAAACACAAAAUGACAAAAAUGAGAAACAAAACGACUAAAACGUGAGACAAACAAUUAAAGUCAGAUGACAAAAAACAACAAAAACAAGACAAGACAAAAGAACAGUGGGCAAUAUCAUAUUUUAAUUUAUCAUCAAAGCAACUUGUCAUGGUCUACAUUUUUUUAAAUUUAUAGUUUUACAAAUUUACACAUUGCAGUUAAUGUCUUCUCUGUGAUUUUCACCCUUUACAAAGUCGUCCUGCGGGACGAAUUGGACCCUCUGGAGGGCCAGUUUUGGCCCACAGGCCGCCUGUUUGACACCCCUGACUUACAGGAUUGUGACACAUAUGAUGUUUAAACUAUCUGUGAAUAAAAUCAUCUCUGUACUGUGCAUUUUGUAGCAUGCUGAAAAAAGAAAUAAAAAGAUGCUCACUUCCUCCCUGAA
Messenger RNA from Amphiprion ocellaris (clown anemonefish), 2713 nucleotides. It is a transcript of the gene mnx2b, whose product is annotated as motor neuron and pancreas homeobox 2b. The record is from RefSeq and is a predicted model, not a curated record. Gene Ontology annotation, molecular function: DNA-binding transcription factor activity, RNA polymerase II-specific; DNA binding. Gene Ontology annotation, biological process: regulation of DNA-templated transcription. The transcript has 3 exons. The coding region runs from base 507 to 1517 and encodes 336 amino acids. Lineage: Eukaryota; Metazoa; Chordata; Actinopteri; Pomacentridae.